This is a messenger RNA of Knipowitschia caucasica, 246 nucleotides long. The record is from the annotation of a GenBank genome assembly. NCBI's taxonomy places the organism in Eukaryota, Metazoa, Chordata, Actinopteri, Gobiiformes, Gobiidae.
AUGUUGCACCUGGUCGGAGCUGCGUUUGGUCUUCUGAUGAUAAUUAUGCUGUUUUCCAAAGGACUCAAAGAGGGCUCUCAGUGUCAGAAGUCCCCAACGCCCGAAUCUUCUGCCAACGCAAAAACGAAACCGCUGAGUGACGAGGACGUUCAUCUCCUGGCUCGGGUCUUGUCGCUGGGUCUGGUAGACGCAGAUCCCAACUAUCUCCACCACCUCAAAGGCUACAGGGACCUGCACGUUGGAUGA